UUACGCACAACAUCCUUUCUAUCACAUAGAGAUCCGGCUCAAGAGCAUCCCGCCCCCUGACAGCCACAUAUCCUAGUCAUCUUGUGGCUAAGUGACCCCUAUUUCAAUUGGAUCUAGCCACACCACUUCAGCUCACUACGCGACGCGGACUUUCAGCUCAGUAUUCUAUUGGUACUAGAUAAUGAAUGAUUUUCAUCACGCGCCUGGCUCUAGCCGCGGUUUCUUUCGGUGCGGGAAUAUCGUUAUCAAAGAGGAUCUCGCUCUGUCUACGUAUGGGCCAACGCAACGCUUCCAUGUAGUAUCAUCAAGACAGUCGUGAUUUGACGCACUUCUAAGUACUAUCCUUCAUCGGCCAUAAAUGAUUCGCAUUCGAGGCAUAAAUACCUAUGUGCGGACUUUCAGCCAGAGCCAAUGGUUGAUGCGGGGAAGUAGUAUUUACACUUGCACUGCCACAAAUGUGUCACAUGGAAGUCAUCUCUCCUCUAUAGGUAACAGGUAGCCUUGCAAUGCCUGGAUAUCAGUACAAACCCCUCUUAGGGCGUCAAAUACGACUCCUAACUCUACAUGCUGGUUCGUUUCCUGACAAACUACAAAUAUCCAUCCGCCAUGUCGAUUUGCCCGCGCAGCAUUCGAGACUUGAACAGCCUAUUGCUGAGCGUGAGGCAUCCGCUAGAACAGAAGCCAAAUUCAAAUACCAAGCACUAUCAUACUGCUGGGGUAUUCAGGGCGAUUGGGCUGUUAGUGUUGAUGGUGGCUCGGGCGACACCUCGUUUAUCAGGAUAACAGAUAAUUUGGAUUCCGCCCUCAGACACCUCCGCGCCAAGAAGUAUGCAAAAACACUCUGGGUUGACGCGAUCUGCAUCAACCAGGCGAACCUCAACGAGCGUGGUCACCAAGUGCAGUUAAUGCGUGAUGUUUAUCAACUUGCAGCACGCGUCAUCAUCUGGCUUGGGCCCGAGAAAGACGACAGUGCGGCUGCUAUGCGCUACAUGGGGUUUGUCGGCACGCGAGUUGAAUUUGACUGGAGUACGGUGGUAGCGAAGCCCACGAGCAGAGCACAUACGGAAGACGAAAAGGCAUUAUCAACCGGAGUUUUCCCCUCUGGUAUACCAUUGCAAGAAAUCUGGGCUUUGAUGCAGAGAUCCUGGUUUGAACGGGUUUGGAUUCGCCAAGAAGUCCACCUCGCGAAACGGGCGGUUAUCUACUGUGGUCCAGCUGCCAUAGACUGGCAUGUCUUCCGUCAUGCCACAAUGUGCAUUAUAAAAGAGAUGUCGACAUUCAUUCUCUCAUCCGGUUUGCACCACGCAAAUAUACUCCGCGAAAUCACGAGUCCUUUCAAGAUUCCUGUCGUUCACUUACGUGAUGCUCUCGCUGGAACCCAAUGCUCAAACCUCAGAGAUAAAGUCUACGGGAUGCUGGCGGUUCUCCGGCCAAGAGGAGACGGGCAGGAUUGGGCUAUCCCGGAUUACAGACUUCCCAUCGCAGAAAUUUACACUGAACUAGCCAAGCAAUGCAUUUACGAUUAUCACUCGAUGGGUAUUCUCGCGUCUUGCGAGCUGGAAACGACUAGACUCGAAGGCCUCCCAAGUUGGGUCCCCGAUUUGUCGACAAAACCCGCUGCCCCUCUAUUGGAAUGUCCCAAACUCGCAGCUGGAUUGACCUUGGCCUAUACUAAGUUUUCCAAUGACGGAAUUCUCCCCAUCGCUAGCGUAGCUAAUGGGGUGGUUGACCAAGUUUCCUCAGUAGACUGGACAGAACUAGACUGGCUUAGGGCAACGUCAGUGGACAAUUUGGAAAAAUUGGUUGAAACUGCCUCUAUAAUAUCUGAAGAUGAUUGGUCUCAUGGUUCAUACAAGCCUGACGGCGCGUCAAUUCAAAUGGCAUUCCUUCGCACGACGCUAUGUGGUGAUUUUGGAGAUGUGCGCUCCCCGACUCAAGCAAGCAUAGCGUCUCGGAAACAAGCGCUCAGCUUUUUGAAAUUUGUUGAAAUGGUACAGUUACAGCAUCUAGAUGGUUUGGAUGCUAUUUGGGAUGAUCUGACAGUUUAUGCUCGUACCGCGUCUCGAAUGUGCUUGGGAAGGCGAUUCUUCGUCACAAAGGAGGGAUAUUUCGGCCUUGGCCCCCAAGCAAUGACUUCGGAUGAUCAGAUUUUCUUCUUUCUCGGCUGCGAUUAUCCCGUGGUCCUCCGUCCUCUCGACGAAUACGGAAAAUGUAGACGAUACCAAGUGGUAGGUGUGUGCUACCUUGAUGGGUUUAUGUUUGGCGAGGUUUUUUACGGACAAAUCCCUAGACCCUGGGAAAUAAAAUGUAUUGCCAAUGAGUCAACUGGUGAGUCAAGUACCGUGUUUUGUAAAGGUAUUGAAAUGAGUUGCAUCAUGGACGAAUCAACUGGUGAGCCAGGAUUAAUUUUUAUCAAUCCCCCGGUUAGGAGCCGUACUCACCCCGGUUUUCGGACCCUGAAAGAGCGGUUUAGUAUCAUGGGAUUUGGUAUUGACAGGGAAGGCGAACUGACACCUGAAAUUUUGCAGAGUUGUGGUGUGAACGUGGAAUGGAUUGAUUUGGUCUGACUUUUGGAUGAAUCCCUACGAGUUUGGCUACGUGAAUUUUUCUAGGUAGCUAGGUAAUUGUAACCACUUUCACAGAGACCUCGCGCUUCGCACUUAGAUGUUGGCAGUUGGCAGAUCUCUAAACUGAACUAAUAUUAUGAAUUCACUCAUAUUGACCAA
Molecule: messenger RNA, 2726 nt
Organism: Xylaria bambusicola
Lineage: Eukaryota; Fungi; Ascomycota; Sordariomycetes; Xylariales; Xylariaceae
Product: heterokaryon incompatibility protein-domain-containing protein
Exons: 2
Coding region: 507-2567 (686 amino acids)
Source: RefSeq, a predicted model, not a curated record